AUCUCGAACAGCUUCAUCACUUAUAAUCCCCAGAAUCUGCAAUAAAUCGCAGUAAUUCACCAUGUCUUUUUGCAUUUUACUGUAAUUUCGAGACUCAUUUAACAAGCGCGCCCUCCGUGGCCCUUGCCAGAAAACGUGGAUCUAGUACUGUACUAUACUACAAUUAUUUACAGAUGCAAAAUUAUAAUUUACAAAUGCCCAAUCUUUGACUUCAUGUCGCUCUUUCGCUCCUUCUGUCCCCCCGGCUCAUACAGAUCGGCGACACUCGUCCGGCUUGAUUCAACCCCAUCAUCCGAGAUGCUUGUUCAUCAGAUGUGCCUGUCUUGUUCCUCAGGUCGGACGGGUUUGAGUUUGACAGACGUGAUGAUCCAGUGAUGUUCGAUUGGAGAGAAUAGGCGAGUGUCAGCUGGUCCGUCCGCCUAUUCUGCUGUCGGCGUUAGGGUGUUAAAACUAAAAGCCACGGGGUAGUGAGGGUUGUCCAUACCGCCUUAUGAUAAUCCGAGAAAUAAUUCAUGUGGAAUAGCUCGUUUCAGAGGGUAUCUUGGAAGCCGAAGCCCCCUCUGCACGCUAAUCUUGCAUCUUCGGCUGGCCCGUUUCUGAAUUUGUCGCCAAGAGGUAAUUAUAAUGCAUUGUACGCAUUAUAUAGCAAAGUAUAGCAGCCAGUUUAUUAACUGUAUGAAUUACGAUGCAUUGCCAUUCUUACGUAUAGAAGGGACCGUGUACCGUGGGAACCAUCGCAUAAUACUCACGUGAUAUUGAUGUUGGCUUUAAUUCGUCUGGAGAUACGGGGUGCCUCAUAGAACAAAUCAGCCGAAUGGUCAAACAAGUUGCCCCUGCACGGGUAGCACAAGGACCCGGGGAGGGCGGCGAGCUCGUAGCUCAAGGAUGACCGAUGGUUGCCUUCAGCCAAGGGAACUGAAGCGACCUUGGAGAGAAGACCCGACAUAGGCCCUCGGAGGUCUUGAGAGCAGUCAUAUCUCAGGGGGGAAAGCCCAACAAGGAGUCUGACAGCGGAAAAGCACGGCGUCAAACAGGCCAUGUCGGGGAACCAUGUUCCCCUGAUGUGCUACAGGCCUAAGUAAAGCUUAAGAUAUUGGCAUCCAGUCUGCGGACCUGCUCUACUGGCCCCGCAGGGCCCAUUCAGUAGUGGCCAUGGCGCUCAACAGUGGCUGUGGCUGCGGCUUGGACCUGUUAUGCGACCAUAUGGGGCAUUGGCAUUGCUUGGUGGAGACCAUCUCCUGGAUCAAUAAUAAUGGAAACGGCCAAGGUUUUCUCUCUGCGGUAGUCACCGAUGGGCUUCCAGAGGGAUUCUACAGGCUCUGCACUGUGAGCUCAUCCGCCAACCAUCAGCCUGUACUUAUGCCUGUAGCCAACGUGGUGCUCAAGAUGAUUGCACCAAGUUCCAGGUCAAGGCGGGUGGCAAUGGAAGCAACGCAAACCAAGGUGGAAACGGCGGCAAUGCCAACACCGGAGGCAAUGGAGGAAAUGGAAACCAAGGAGGUAACGCAAAUGGCAAUGGUGGGGCCGCUGAUACAACUUCCGCAGCUGACGCCGCUACUAUAACCGAUGCCGCCGCUGCCACGACUACCACAGCUACAGGCAAAGGUGGCAAAGGUGGCAAGAGCCGUGGAGGAAAGGGGAACCAAAGCGGGAACACCAAUGGUAACACGAAUGGUAACGGCAACGCGGUAGCUUCGUUAGUAGUCCACAACAAUAAGGCUGCCACUACCGCUGCUAAUGCCCCAGUCACCUCUAGCACCGCCAUCGCAAUGAACAACGGCGGUACGGAGUAAUCUCGGUGGAGCAGCGCCGCCGGUGCUUCACAGUGGUGACUCCAAGCGACCCUUCUGCGUCAAGGGUAACACCUUCACGGACAAAGCCACGGCCGUGGCGCGCUCAUGUAACAUCCAGUUCAACGUGUGCGCCGAUGCGAUGAACGGUGGGAAGCUGCCCGGGACCACAAUGUUGGACUGCAAUGCGCAGAAGCAAGCAUGCGGCAAGCAGGCAUAAUGAUUGGUUUGGAAUGGGGUGUCUGUAUUGGAGGUGAUGCCUCGUUGUCUGUUUGUUUCCAUUUCAGUAAGAUGACUCGGGGGGUUUUUUUGGGGGGAUUUUAUCAAUAUAUAUAUGGUGCCUAUGAUUAUAAGUUGCUAUAUGUGAUUCCUAUAGUCUUUAGACGCGAAGAGAAGGUGGGGUUAUCAUGACGUUUUUGUUGAUGGAAGGCCCGAAAUAUUGCGACCGCGCGCAAAUCGUGCGGUGUGUUUGGUGACCGGACCUUUGGGCUUUUGCGCAACGGGCAGGAAAACUCGACAAUACACUACAGUAUAUAGAAUGAAUAGAUCAAUUGAAUUACUACACGAC
This is a messenger RNA of Pseudogymnoascus destructans, 2358 nucleotides long. RefSeq lists its product as uncharacterized. The record is from RefSeq and is a predicted model, not a curated record. The coding region runs from base 1153 to 1563 and encodes 136 amino acids. NCBI's taxonomy places the organism in Eukaryota, Fungi, Ascomycota, Leotiomycetes, Thelebolales, Thelebolaceae. The transcript has a single exon.